AUGGCUGUGGAAUUUCUACAUGAACUGGAUGUUCCAUUUUUCAAAGUAGGAUCAGGAGAUACAAACAAUUUUCCGUAUUUGGAAAAGACUGCAAAGAAAGGUCGCCCAAUGGUGAUUUCCAGCGGGAUGCAGUCGAUGGACACAAUGCAUCAGGUUUAUCAGAUUGUGAAGCCCAUCAAUCCAAACUUCUGCUUCCUGCAAUGCACCAGUGCAUACCCGCUUCAGCCAGAGGAUGUCAAUCUCCGUGUUAUAUCGGCGUAUCAGUCAGCUUUUCCUGAUAUCCCCAUUGGCUAUUCGGGACACGAAACGGGCAUAGCCAUUUCAGUGGCAGCUGUUGCUAUGGGUGCUAAAGUACUGGAACGCCACGUGACUCUCGAUAAAACAUGGAAAGGAAGUGACCACCAAGCAUCCCUGGAACCAGAUGAACUGGCAGAGUUAGUGAAAGCCAUCCGUACUGUGGAAAAAGCAAUGGGUUCUCCAGUCAAACAACUCUUGCCCUGUGAAAUGGCUUGCAAUGAAAAG
This is a messenger RNA of Balearica regulorum gibbericeps (East African grey crowned-crane), 522 nucleotides long. The record is from RefSeq and is a predicted model, not a curated record. Lineage: Eukaryota; Metazoa; Chordata; Aves; Gruiformes; Gruidae.